Copidosoma floridanum is the source of this 768-nucleotide messenger RNA. Its product is annotated as chymotrypsin-2-like. Gene Ontology annotation, biological process: proteolysis. Gene Ontology annotation, molecular function: serine-type endopeptidase activity. The record is from RefSeq and is a predicted model, not a curated record. Lineage: Eukaryota; Metazoa; Arthropoda; Insecta; Hymenoptera; Encyrtidae.
AUGAAGCUAUUAAUUGUAGUGGUUUUUCUGUGCCUUACUACAGCAUCGCGUGCUGCUCCAAGAAUUAUGGGAGGGACAGAUGCUCCCGACGGUAAAUAUCCAUACCAAGUAUCUCUGAGGGACCCACAAUCAAUGCAACACUUUUGCGGUGGAUCGAUUUUAAAUAAGCGCUGGGUGUUAACGGCUGCGCAUUGUAUUACAGCAUUCGUUGAUCAAAAUUAUGUUGCUAUUGCUGCUGGUUCAAACUUGCUCAAAGGAGGAGAUGAACAAAUUUACAAUUCCGAAUACGUCGUUUAUCAUGAAAAUUUCGAUGAUAAACAGAUAGUAAAUGACAUAGGAUUAAUUCGCGUGGAUCGCGACAUCACGAUUGGUGAAAAAAUAAAAUAUAUUAGCCUGGCAAAAGAAGAUUUCAGUCUAGACGAUCGCUCAGCUGAUUUGACUGGAUGGGGCAGACUUUCGAAUGGAGGAGAAUUCCCUAACAAUCUGCAAGAGAUUUCUCUCAAGGUCAUCAAUCAAAAGGAAUGCAUAAAAUUUUGGGAAAAUAUGAUACCCAUAAGAGAAUCACACGUCUGUACCUUUACCAAGGAGGGAGAAGGUAGCUGCCAAUCUGAUUCCGGAGGCCCUCUCGUUAUAGAUGGACAACAAAUAGGUAUCGUUUCAUUUGGUGUACCAUGUGGUAAAGGAUAUCCAGACGUCUAUACGAGGGUAUCAAGUUUUCUUAACUGGAUAGAUGAUACAAUCAACAGGUACGAAAGUCAUUUGCUGUGA